UUAGUCUUCUUUUUGGUAAGACAAAAUUGAAGCUCCUGCAAUUAUGAGUUUAACUUCCCGCCGUGGAUCGGCCAGAAGUACGAGUCGCGAUCCGCAAGGGCUUCAAACCCUGCGACAAAUCCAGCAGAACCUGGGACCCAAUGCCACUGGCAAGCUGGCUUGUGUGGAAGCUGGAUGGUAUCGUGACAUAUCUAACCCACAGAUGGAUGCCGCUCUGGCCUUGAAGGAUGCGCUUCGCGAUGACAUGGAGCAGAGGACAACGCGCCGAACAUGGCAGCUCGUGGAGGUCUUGGGGCUUCGCCCACGACCGUCCAGGAAGACGCUGGUCCUGCUGAUGCGCAUGAGUAGGGGCAACGACCUGGCCUUUCUCUGGUUUCUCAUGGAGAUGUGCUACAAGACGGAGGCCCACGGCCGAGCCUACGACAUUAACGAGCAGAUCAUCAUGUCGGCCAUAUUCUGGCUGGACCUUUACCCCACCCUCCAGGAACUGGAACGCGUGCUUCCGCUUCCUAAUGCCUCCGAAAAAGACAGGGCCAAUGCCACGGCCGAAACUGAGCCCCGGCGAAAGCAGAGUCGAAAAGUUCGCAAACAUCGAUCGGAGAGUGAGAACUGGAAGCCAAAGAAACCCGCCCAGAUGGGUCCACUAUCGCCGUACUUCCAGGAGCCGCCAGUCAUCAAAUCCUGGCAUCCCACUCGAAACUUUUUCUCCCAGUUUCCCGCCAGUCCUGCUUUGUUGAGUAACAUGCCCAAGGAUAAGGGCACUGUCACUCGCACAUCUCCGCUCUUGUCCCGCUGGUUUGGCGACUACGACCUCAGUGACUCGAACCGCAUAACCCGGUCCAUUCUCAAUGAGGAGAUACGCAAUAUAAUCGCCUCCUUUAACGCUGCCCAGCUCCCUGCAAACGACGUGGAGUCCAUGUGCACCCACCAUCAGCGCAUCAGCGAGAUGGAGAAGUCACUGAAGGUCCAGCUGCAGGCCCUGAAGAAACAGCAGUGCGAGGAGCUGCUCUCCUCACCAAACCGAGCACAGGAGCGGCGACGAAAGAGGGUCAUUUGCGAGCUGGAGCAGAUGGUCGACUGCUGCCAGGCCCGGUUCCGCGAGAUGGCAGCGAGGACGCGCCUCGCCUCGACCAGGAAGAAGCUCUACAGCUGCGCCAGCGGUGGUGUAUCGGUGGAUGGGAAAGUUUUGUGUCUGGGCAAUCGAUCUGGCGGAGGAGAUGGCUGCUCAGAGCAGAAAAAUGUGAGACUGCUAGAGGGAGAGAACCCCUUGAUCCAGCACUGCUGCCCCGACUUCAAGCUGGAGAAGAUGGAUUGUGCGAAUUGUGAGCUGUAUGAGCCGGAGUUGAGUCUGCCGGAGCAGUGCAAGGGCAUGAGCCUUGGACGCCCCAGCAGCUUGAUGCAGUUUCUGAAGCUUUGCGACAUCGAGGAGGAGAAGCUGAAAGAGGAGGAAAAGGAAAAAGCUCCUCCUUCUGCUCCUGCUCCUGCU
Molecule: messenger RNA, 1486 nt
Organism: Drosophila subobscura
Lineage: Eukaryota; Metazoa; Arthropoda; Insecta; Diptera; Drosophilidae
Exons: 2
Source: RefSeq, a predicted model, not a curated record